CCACAGUUCCACCCCGCCUGCCCACCCACUCGCCACCCGGCUGCCGUCGAGGAAACAACCUGCAACCCGAAUCAGCCUGUGUGUCGCGUCAAAAACGCUUUUUCGACUAAAAUCCCCUGUCUUGUUAUAACUUGUUCCGGAUUACUUGAGGUUUGCGAUUACCGUUACUCUUCCGAAGCACAACGCGAGCUCUCUCAGUCUCUUCGCAUUCUCGUCCUUUGGUGCUUAAAGUGUCUUGUGCAUGUGUUUGCCUACAAGUGUUGGAUCGACGUUUCGUCGCAUAAAGAGGAUUCUUAAUCAUGAUCGUCGAUCUUGGAAGACUCAGCACUGAUCAGCGUCCAUAAACGCGGGUACGUGGAGUCGAAGGCUCCGUGGAGGAGGACGCGAAGGGCCCUAAAAUUGCCGCCCCUCCCGCCGAGGGUGGCAGGAUUUAGUUCGGGUCUUAAAUCCCUCAGAGCGUUUGUACUGACGGUGAAUAAAAGAAAAAUUCGGAGAGAUGGAAGGCAGCGGUGCCGGGAUCGGCAGGCUCGACUGCUACGAGGACAUGUUCAAGGAAAUAACAAGAAAAUUGUACGGCGACGAUCCGGAUCAUCGAACCUCGAGCGUACAGAACGAAUUCGAGACUUCAGUAUCGUACAAAACCGAAGACGAUACAGAUCAUGGUACCGAUGGGAGUGACGAUGGUAAUUGGACCUGCGAGGACGAGCCCUUAAAGGGAACAGACGGUAGCAGAAUAGCUGCUUAUCAUGCAGGAAAAACUACCUGGCGAUGUUACGAAUGUGGUGAUUGCAUGGGCGGCGGGCCGAGGGACGUUGCUGAGCACUUCGUGGAGCUCCAUUCGUCGCGAAUAAUCGGGGAGGAUUCUCGAGCGCGGAAUCAUCAUCAUCAUCACCAUUCGCCGCGAAAAGAUUAUCUACAGAGUGAUUUGAAAGUGGAGGAGGUUGUCUCGUAUUUAGAAAGGGUGCGAGACCGAGCGGAAAGAGGAGCGCCACCGUCGCGUCGUACACAGGAGACCCAAACGGUCCCGGCGGCUUUGCUACCUGUGACGACGACCUUUCUCAUUCAGGAACUACCGACAGUCAGCCCUACGGGGCAGCAACACUUGCAGCAGAACUCGGCGACGAUGACGACAACGACGGCAACAACGGUAAACAAUACGACAUCUAGCGGGAAACGAUACACGUGCCCGAAUUGUCCAUACGGGACUGACAGGCGCGACCUUUACACACGCCACGAGAACAUUCAUCGAGAAGAAAAACCGUUCCAUUGUUACGUCUGUUUCAAACCUUUCAAUCGGGCCGAUCAUGUGAAAAAACACUUUUUGCGAAUGCAUCGUGAACACGGUUACGAAUUAUCGAGAAUACGGCGAACGACCAACACCAGCGGAAGUGGCGCUGCUGUCCCCAAUCCCAAUUCAACCCCAGCACCAAAUACCAAUCAAAAAAAUAACUUACCAACCGACACUAACAGCGUUACCAAUCAAAACACUAAUUCCACGGCUGUAGCCCACAAUAAUUACGCUACGAGCUUCAACAAUAACAAAGCUUAUCAAAUUCAAACGGGACAAAACUCGAACGGCACCUCUGCUGCCAUCUACCAAGUUGCCAACUUACCCGUUCCAGGCAUCCCUCAAAAUGACCUCAAUUGCUCCACUGGUAAUAGGAGAAUACAGAACGGCGGUUGCAACAGUAAAAGUCAUGUCAAAGGCGGCACGAAAGGCGCGCAAGAACGCAGGUACACCUGUUGUUAUUGUUCCUGGAGUGGUGUGGAUAAUUGGUGCUUAAAGCGCCAUUUAAACACCCAUUUAAAACCAUUCGCAUGUGCACUGUGCGAGUACAAAGCGGCGAGAGCGGAGAGGCUCGCGACUCAUGUAUUCAAAGUUCACAACAAGAGACAGUGCUCGAGGUGCUCUUUCCUCGGCGAGGACGCAGCGCAAUUACAGGUACAUCAGUUGCACGUGCAUAGGGUUAGUACCGCCAGUGCGCCAGCUUCGACCACUCAACAAACACCGACUGCUAAUAAUCGACACCAGCAGCAGCAGCAGCAGCAACAGCAGCCAGUACACCCCUCUGGAGGAGGUCGACCGCCCCCAGGACCACCUGUAUUUCCGGCCUCUUCACCUACGAUUGCUCCGGCAACUUCGGUCAUACCCUCGACGACGAUACUUGGAAAAAUUGGCUUGAGCGAGACGAAGGCGAGUCUGCGUUACGACGAUUGGUUCGCCGAUGGUGAGCCGGUGUGGAUGUGCAACGAUCGAGAAUCGAAAAACUGCAGGAACGGCAGUUCGGGGAGAAGGUCAAGAAAGCAGAGUACACCGAGGAAAGUGUUGGUCGAAGACAACGACGAAAACGACGAGGAUGCGACGUGCUUGUUAACAACGACGAACAAUAAGAAAACACGCGUUCAGCCGAUGAAAGAUUCGCGUGAUAACGAUAAAAAUACCAAAGAUUAUUUGAAGUGUUAUCAGUGUCCAGAGAACGCGCCAGCUCGAGCACAAUCUUCGAAACCGUAUCACACUAAGGCGUCAUUGGCGCUGCACACGCUUUGGCGGCACCGUCGAGUGCGAAAAGCUCCGAAGGCUUUACCACUGGAUGUCGCUCGCUGCAAUGUCCAGCAGAACCUCGUCGGGGAAGUUCCGAGAUCCGCGAUCACCCUGAAAGCGACCGUUAUCACAACGAGCUCUUCCAAUUAUUGUUUCCAAAGAUAGCAAUUAAUUAUUGACAGCGCACAAUUUAUGAUCUGCCUCUUUUACAAAACCGUUUCGUAUUUCAUUCUUUUCCGAUUCUGAACAAAUGAGUGCAAUGUGUUGGGGCGGGAGGGUCGGAUUCGCAAAGUUCACCGAGAACAACGCAAUAAUCGAACCAUCGGAAUCGUUUUUUUUUUAAUUAUAAAAUUAAGCAAAGAGAUAUUGUGUUUACAAGUUGUUGGGCGUUAAGUUUAUUCAUUUUUCGGGCAUGUUAUCGGAAAAUAUAAUUGCCAUUGUCGUAUUUAAGUGUAAUAUUUGCGAUCGUUUAUUUCAAAAGUUCUAUCACUCUCAUGAGAUUCAACGAUGCGAGAAUAAUCGAAUAGCAUUUUUUUAUGGCUAAGACAUCGUCGCUUCUUUAUAUGACAAACAAUAAAUACUUGUCUCGCAUUCUGCGAGUACAAAAAGUUUGUUCGCAAUGCCAUGUGGAAAGGAACAAGAAGAAAAAACCAAAAAUACUUGAGUUUUCUCGUUAUGAGACAAUUUGUCGAGACGCGGUCAAAAUAGGAAAACGUGAGAUCGUAUCGGAGUUAUUCCGAAGAUAGGAAGGGGCAAGGGGGAAGAGAGGGGAGGGGCAACGACGACGAUGAUAAUGUCGUAAAAAUUUGUUAUAGUCUAUAAAACGUAAAAUUAAGAGAAAAAAUGAGGUGUCGUUUUUUUUUUCGUUUUAAUGUACGGUCUCCUGGCAGGAGUUAAACCGAGAGUUAUUGGAGAAAGAAGAUGCUGAGAGAGUGUCCCCGACGACGGAACGAGGAAUUGGCGCCACUGUUGCUCGGCGUGGAUGAAACUCCAAUGCGACAGGAAAACCAAGGGAAUUCAACCUAUUGAUGCUCUUUUUAUUCUCUCACUUGGCUCACAUUAUUCUCAUUCUUCUUCUUAUUCUUUUUCAAAGCACAAGGGACUCGUAAUAAUAAUGUUGCAAAGCUAAUUGUACGAUUUAAUACGAUAUAAAGUGAGAUAUAUGUGUUAUUUUCUCAGGAAUAUAAGGGAAGGACAUAAAUGUCGGAUAAGAGGUUUUUUUUUAUGUUGCUACAGUCGUUCGAGUUCGUAUCAGAUGGAAUUGAGCUCAUAAACUUACACGCAAUCUCAAAAUCCUCGAUAACGAUUCUUGGAUAUUUAGGCAAGAAAAUGGGAAACAAAAUGGCUGAUCGAUGAGUGGAGACUUCCACUUAUCAACGGUGAUGAUACAAAUGGGGAAGAAAAAUUUAACAAAAAAUUUCAUUACGAAAAUCGUUUCCUAAUAUUUUGGUGCGGUGAUUUUCAUGGAUUUGCCCAAUUUCGAAUGUGCACCGACUUUGCGAUAUUUGAAUUUGUGAUUUCGAGAUGCGGAGAGACUGUUGGAACAUUUUUUUUUUUUCAUUGAAAUUCAACGAUGGGCAACUGUUACAAAAAUGUGUGGAUAUCAGUUAUUAAAAUGUUACGGGUAUUUUUCGAUGAGAAAAAAAAUAGUAAAAUUUUGAGAAUUCCAAUAUUUCUUUGCAUUCAAAUAUACUAGACGUAUUUCUUCGUUGAUAAAAAGAUAUAAAUGAGCUGUGUACGAUUGUGAUUCAGUAACGACCUGAAUGUAAAUUCAUUAUUUAUCAAAUUCUCAUCGAUCCUUCGAUUUUUCCAAAUAGUUUUUUCUAUUGAAUCAGUUAGUUUUAUAAAAAGAAAUUGUCCUGCUGCACGAAAUAAGUCAAGUUCUUUAAACAUGUCAAUACGUAUAAUCAGUUUGAGGAAUAUUCAUCAGGGAAAUGAGAGAUGUUUGAAUUUAUUUAUUUUUUGUAUCUCAAAAUACUGUAUUCGCCUCGAGGUCUCGAAAAGAAUGAUCUAAUUCCGAAUUAUUUUCUAGAAAACGUUCAGGAAAAAUAAAACACAUUUUUAAAGGGAAGAGGAUGCAAUUUGGAAGCCUUCGAAUGUAAAAUUACCAAGGAAUACAAGAAAAUAGAAAAACGGCGUUAACCGCCAGUAGGCGAUUGAACGCGGCUCAAACGAGCUUUCCCAGUCAACAAUUAACGCGAACUGCUGAUUAUCGCCGAUUCGUAAAAUCACUUGACGAAACAAAGUCCCGACGAACUGAGAUUCGAGCACGUGAAAUCUGUGAAAAAAAUCGCCGAAUAAAUAUUGUUUCUGAGAAAAAGAACUCAUCCUACUUCCUUCAAAUUUAGUUACAUUCCACCAAGUGAUCCUUACGGAAUUAUGACCAUUUGUUUCGAAAACGGUAUUUUUUUUUUCCGAAAAAUGCCACGUUUGUCUUGCUCCCUAGGGUUCUUGAUGAUUUUCUGAAUGUUCUCGAAAUAUGUAAUCUGACGUUUAAAAAAAGUGUAACUUUUGGACCGAACGACUCCCAGAAAUGAAAUUUAACCCGGAUACUGCUUGUGCAGAGCCUGCCUGCUUCGGGCAGGUGUAGCAUCUUAAUUACCAUUGAUUUUUGAGGUUAAAGAAUUGCGAAAUAUUUCAUACAGUCUGUGAUGCCAUUCCACAAUGUCAACUUGGCGAAACAAGCAUCAUUUUUAUAUAAUGCUCUAUUUGUAUAAAAACUUAUAACCUUGUUUACGUUAUUAUGAUGAAAUAUAUAAUAUGUAUUAUAAA
Molecule: messenger RNA, 5314 nt
Organism: Venturia canescens
Lineage: Eukaryota; Metazoa; Arthropoda; Insecta; Hymenoptera; Ichneumonidae
Gene: chn
Product: zinc finger protein 658
Exons: 8
Coding region: 497-2707 (736 amino acids)
Biological process (GO): regulation of DNA-templated transcription
Molecular function (GO): DNA-binding transcription factor activity, RNA polymerase II-specific; RNA polymerase II cis-regulatory region sequence-specific DNA binding
Source: RefSeq, a predicted model, not a curated record